Messenger RNA from Tremella mesenterica DSM 1558, 1581 nucleotides. RefSeq lists its product as uncharacterized. The transcript has 3 exons. The record is from RefSeq and is a predicted model, not a curated record. Bases 1 to 1581 code for a protein of 526 amino acids. NCBI's taxonomy places the organism in Eukaryota, Fungi, Basidiomycota, Tremellomycetes, Tremellales, Tremellaceae.
AUGCCCACUGCUCCCUUCUUUUACUCCUCCGACUCUUCUUCUGAUGAUGACGAAUCUAUAUCCGACUCAGAUGUGUCUAUAAGCACUACCUUCAUCGUCGGAUCUUCCACCCCUCCUUCAUCCCCUUCAGCUCCCCCAUCUCGACCCCUAUCACGCAAAGCUCAACGAGUCCGAACUGUCCUUCUACACGGUCUACUAUGUAUAUUUGUCAUCCUUCAUCGUAAUGAAUCAGACUCCGAAAUCAACUGGCCCCCUCAUCCUAGAGGUAUGUCAAAGUAUAGAAAACGUCCUCGGCCUAUUGGGGAAUUAGAAACGAUCAAAAAGCCUUGGUGUGAGAUACAAAAGAUUAUCGAUCAUUUAUCAGGAGCUGUGAUACCUUCUCAUCCUCGUGCCAGAACCGUCCUGGGAUUGUUGAUCUGGUUUUGUGAACGAAGAUUAUUACCAUUAACGAAAAAGAAAACAUACAUCAAAUCUCUGAAGAAAGAUGAAGCACGUUCAACACAUGCAUUCUUGGAGGUCAUGUCGAAUAUUCCUUCUAUCGUUCUAGACGUUGGGAAAGAAGUCAAUACGGCCAUCGAAGAAGUAUCACUGUACGAUGCUGAUUAUCGUCUUCUUGCACGAUUAGCCAUCUUCGCUCUGGCCGAACAUUCAGUUGGGACUCUCAACCUUUCCUACUUAUUGGAUUUACCCCAAUCCCCUCCGUUGACAGAGUAUAUCGACUUGUUCGGUAGAUCAGCGGAUGAAGUGACAAACUUGGUGAUGAGCCAUUGCGAACUUGAAAUAAUGUACGACUGGGUUCCCUGGCCAUUCCCCAAAGCCCACGCUGUUGAUCUCACCCACAACCCUAAAUUAACGAUUAUCCCUUUUUAUCUCGCCUUCAUCCCUCAUUUUCAAUACGUUCGACUCACACAUCCAUCAGGCUACGACAUUUAUGUUCUUCGUACCGAAAACAACCUAAGACUGAAUGCUUCACCUUCAACACCUACAUCACCCUCACAGGUAUAUGCUUUACCUAGAUCCGAACUUCAGAAAUUGCCUGCACCAUCUCCAACCAGAUCAAGGAAAUCUUCCUCGAAGAAAAAACAAGAAAUCGGAAGUUCGUCACUUGUUACGAUUCUGAUCAAGAAGGUAUUGGAUAAUUUCGCUUGGUACAACAAAUGGCUAGAUGAAGGUAUACCACCUCACUUGAGAUCGAUUCUGAACGAAAGUUACAUAUGUGAAAAGUGUGGGAGAUUCUGUCGACCUGAUUCACCACAUUAUAAGCAACCUUUGGAAGUCCCUAUACUAUGUAGAGCGAGCAAGCAGAAAGACGAAGUGAUUCAUGAUAGCGACGUGAGGAAGAGAACGGUUUUCAAGCUUAUUUUGGAGGGAUGGUUUUGUGCCACUUGCAAGAUUUUAUUACGUGAGAGGACGAAACCACCUCCAGAACCACCAAUGGGAGAUGGGAUACCACCGCCAAUGCCGGUGUGGCCAGAACCUGAAAGUGAAGAGGAGGAGGAGCAGGGGGAGGAGGACCAAGAAGGACAACAAGGACAACAAGAAGACGAGGAGAUCAACGUUGCCACCCCAGCGACAAUUUGA